CACGAUUCACCCCAAUCCCCCACUCUUGAAUAAAACCAUUGGGGAGAGAGAAAGAGGGGUUUAGAGAGAGAAACAGAGAUGGUGUUGAUCCAACCAGAGCCGAGUGAAGAAGAGAAUAAUAAAGUCGAUGCCACUCAGAAACCAAAGCCAUCAAAAGCUUCAACAACAACGGGAGCAGAUUCAAGCGCCGACACGGCGACGGUGGCGACUGGUUACGCCUCCGAUGGAUUCGAAACCGCCAGCGAGAGCGAAAUCAACGACGACGGGGAUGAACAUCAACAUCAAUCUCCGCCUCCAAAUGACGACUCUUUCGAAGAUUCAUCCAACGACGAGGAACGGAAACAGAAAGCAUUGGCACAAGCAAAUGAUGCAAAAUUGGAAGGCAAUAAACUAUUUGCAGAUGGGCAAUAUGAAGAUGCAUUGUCAAAAUAUGAGCUUGCUUUACAAGUGACACCAGACAUGCCCUCAUCUAUCGAAAUACGUUCAAUAUGCCAUGCAAAUCGUGGUACAUGUUUCUUCAAAUUGGGAAAAUAUGAAGACGCGAUCAAGGAAUGCACAAAAGCGAUAGAACUAAAUGCUAGCUAUGUGAAAGCACUGCUUAGAAGAGGAGAGGCUCAGGAAAAGCUUGAACACUUUGAAGAGGCUAUUGCUGAUAUGAAGAAAAUCUUGGAGUUGGAUGAAUCACAUAUCCAAGCUAGGAGAACCAUAUGUCGUUUGGAGCCAUUAGCGGCAGAAAAGCGGGAAAAGAUGAAGGAAGAGAUGAUUGAGAAGUUGAAGGAAAUGGGGAACUCUGUUUUGGGCCGCUUUGGGAUGAGCGUCGACAAUUUCAAAACUGUUCAAGAUCCAAAAACUGGUUCCUACUCUAUUUCAUUCCAACGCUAGUUGUGGUGGUUUGUCAUCACUACAUGCUCGUCAUUAUUGGAAGCAGUAGAUAGAUUCUGGAAGCAGAUGAUGAAAUGAUGUGCAAAUAUGGAGUCAUGCAGAUGAUGGAACUAUAUAUUUGAAAAUUAGGUGUGGCUCCAUUGUGAGAGAAAAUGGAGUUAGGCAUUUCCUUUACAUAUAUGAAACCCUGGAUCUGUACUAAGAUUUUUCUCUUGUGCAAGUUUGUGUUAUUGUUUGGUGCA
This is a messenger RNA of Cornus florida, 1124 nucleotides long. RefSeq lists its product as uncharacterized. The record is from RefSeq and is a predicted model, not a curated record. NCBI's taxonomy places the organism in Eukaryota, Viridiplantae, Streptophyta, Magnoliopsida, Cornales, Cornaceae. The transcript has 5 exons. The coding region runs from base 79 to 882 and encodes 267 amino acids. Gene Ontology annotation, molecular function: protein binding.